AUGUAUUUCUCUCCUCUCGUUCUUUCCUGUGCUUUUCUUGGUGGAUUGGUAGCUGGUCUUCCUGUCAACAAUACCUCAAGUUAUUCUGGUAAUAAUCCAUUUGUGGUAGUGAAGAAUCAAUGUAGUUACUCGAUUGUGGCUGGUACAUCUGAAAAUGGCAAUCAAUAUGGCCAAUCUGUGUCAGUAUCUGCUGGCGGAUCACACACAUUUAAUUAUAAUGCUCCUUGGGAAGGUCGUAUCUGGGCACGUAAGAAUUGUUCUGGCAAGACAUGUAACUUUUCUGGUAUGUGGGCUCCUACAUCGUUGGCCGAGUUCCAUUUCGCCUCUGGUACCACUGAAGAUUUUUAUGAUAUUAGUUUUGUCGAUGGUUGGAAUCUACCUUUAUCCAUCGCUCCCAACACCAAGUCCAGUAAUAGUUAUCAAGUCGAUAAACACUGUGGUACUCCUUCCGUCAAGACCUUACCUGAUUGUCCCCAAGGCUUCCAAACCGAUGAUGGUGCUUGUCAAUCCGCUUGUUCCCAUUUCCAAACCCCUGAAUAUUGUUGUACUGGUGCCUAUAAUUCUGCUGAUACUUGUAAAGCUUCCUCUUAUGCUGCCAAGGUGAAGGCUCAAGCCCCCGAUGCCUACUCUUAUGCCUUUGAUGAUGCUACUUCUGUUUAUACUUGCAAGUCUCAAGGUUAUACCGUUACUUUCUGUCCCUAA
Molecule: messenger RNA, 702 nt
Organism: Halteromyces radiatus
Lineage: Eukaryota; Fungi; Mucoromycota; Mucoromycetes; Mucorales; Cunninghamellaceae
Product: thaumatin
Exons: 1
Coding region: 1-702 (233 amino acids)
Source: RefSeq, a predicted model, not a curated record